AUGACGUGUCUGUGCAAGAUAGUACGCUGCUACGCAGGCAGCAGUUCCGCUAGCUCUUCUGUUUUAGAUUUCACUAAUGUCUGAAUUUUGACCCAUAUAUCUCUCAUUUCACGCAUGUAAAUACUUCUACCGAAUCCUUAACCUGUCGGUCGAAGCAAAAUGGUCGUGCUUCACCGUGUCCGUGUUGUUUUGUUGCUGUUUUUUGUGUGUGGAUCGCUACGGGACGCGUUGAGCUUCUAUCUUCCUGGUUUGGCCCCGGUCAGUUUCUGUGAGAAAGAUGCGAGCGGUAAAGACAGCGACGUUCCAGACUGCAAAUCAGUCAUUGAGCUGUUUGUGAACAGGCUGGAUUCUGUGGAGUCUGUUUUGCCCUAUGAAUAUACAGCGUUUGAUUUUUGCGCUGAUCAGGCUGAGAAACGUCCAUCUGAGAACUUGGGUCAGGUGCUGUUUGGAGAGAGAAUUGAGCCGUCCCCAUAUAAGUUUUCCUUCAAGAAUAACGAGGAGUGCAAGAGUGUGUGCGUUAAACCUUACAACACAGAAAAAUCAGAGGAUAAAGCAAAACUGGACUUCCUUAAGAAGGGCAUGCUCCUUAAUUACCAACACCACUGGAUUGUUGAUAAUAUGCCAGUGACCUGGUGUUAUGAUGUGGAGGACAAUCAGAAGUUCUGUAAUCCUGGCUUCCCCAUUGGCUGCUACGUCACAGAGACAGGGCGGGCCAAAGAUGCCUGUGUGGUCAAUGCUGACUUCAAUGACAAAGACACCUUCUACAUCUUCAACCACAUGGACAUCACAAUCUUCUACCAUGUGGUGGAGAACCAGGCUGCUGGUGGUGCCAGACUGGUCGCGGCUAAAUUAGAGCCUAAAAGUUAUAAGCAUGGUAAUGUGGAAAAACCAGACUGCACAGGGCCUCCCAUGAGCCUGAGCAACAAGUUUACUGGAGAGAUCAAGAUUCCCUAUACUUACUCAGUCAAGUUUGUGCAUCUUCACAAGGUCCUUUGCUGUUGUUCUGGGAUUGAUUUGCACUUUUUGCAUCAAAAAGGAGACAGAAUGCAUCUCCUUCCUGAGCAGUAUGAUGGCUGCGUGGUCCCAUGGUGUUUAUACUUGCGUACUAUUGUUUAUACAGAUGAACGUGGUACCUUCAGGUUUUUGGAAAUUUCUCCAAAGGAUGAACCAGAUUUGUGGAUGUCCACAAUUUGUUUUCUGAGGUCUUGGCUGAUUUCUUUUGAUUUUCCCAUGAUGUCAAGCAAAGAGGCACUGAGUUUGAAGGAGGAUAAAACAAUUCGCUGGGCUUCUCGAUGGGAUUAUAUUCUUGAGUCUAUGCCACACACCAACAUUCAGUGGUUCAGUAUCAUGAACUCUCUGGUGAUCGUGCUCUUCCUCUCAGGGAUGGUUGCUAUGAUCAUGCUCCGAACGCUUCAUAAAGACAUCGCCCGAUACAACCAGAUGGACUCAGUGGAGGAUGCUCAGGAGGAAUUCGGCUGGAAGCUUGUUCACGGAGAUGUCUUCAGGCCUCCCAGGAAAGGCAUGUUGCUGUCUGUCUUCCUGGGCUCUGGGACACAGAUCUCCAUCAUGACCUUUGUUACACUCUUUUUUGCGUGUUUGGGCUUCCUGUCUCCUGCUAAUCGCGGAGCUCUGAUGACAUGUGCGGUGGUGCUGUGGGUGCUGCUGGGUACUCCAGCUGGUUACGUGGCCGCUCGCUACUACAAAUCUUUCGGUGGGGAGAAGUGGAAGACCAAUGUGCUGUUGACAGCAUUUCUGUGUCCAGGGGUGGUGUUUGCUGAUUUUUUUGUAAUGAAUCUGAUUUUGUGGGGUGAGGGGUCUUCAGCUGCCAUGCCCUUUGGCACUCUGGUGGCCAUCCUGGCUCUGUGGUUCUGUAUCUCCGUGCCCCUGACCUUUAUUGGAGCAUACUUCGGCUUCAAGAGGAGCGGGAUUGAACAUCCAGUGCGGACCAAUCAGAUCCCCAGACAAAUUCCAGAUCAGUCUUUCUACACUAAACCUCUUCCUGGCAUCAUCAUGGGUGGAAUCCUGCCAUUCGGCUGCAUCUUCAUCCAGCUCUUCUUCAUCCUCAACAGCAUCUGGUCUCAUCAGAUGUACUAUAUGUUUGGGUUUCUCUUCUUGGUCUUCAUCAUCCUGGUCAUCACCUGCUCUGAGGCCACUAUCCUCCUAUGCUACUUCCACCUGUGUGCUGAGGAUUAUCACUGGCAGUGGCGUUCCUUCCUGACCAGUGGAUUCACAGCCGUCUAUUUCCUGGUCUACGCUAUCCAUUACUUCUUCUCAAAGCUACAGAUCAGUGGACUGGCCAGCACUAUCCUUUACUUCGGCUACACCAUGAUCAUGGCCCUCAUCUUCUUCCUCUUCACAGGUACAAUUGGAUUCUUCGCCUGCUUUUGGUUUGUCACUAAGAUAUAUAGUGUAGUGAAAGUGGAUUAAAUUAAACCAAUCUAGGAUGAGACCGAACUCUUCUCCGGCCAAUGUGUGAUCCCAGAGGGGAGGGACCAGAGCGCUGUUCAACUUAAUUUGUUGCCACGGCGACCCUGCUUUACACCAACAACUCUAAAUCAACACUACAAAUUCCAUUUACUUUGCUGUGUACAUAUGUGGUAGAAAUGCAUAUUCAACCAUUUGAAGAAAUCAACACAUCAGCUUCUUUAGUUGGAACUCAAUACAGACUUAAACGAGUUAUUGCGAUUUGGAGUUGUCUUGUAAAUAUUUUUUUUUUUUCUUUUAUAACAUUCAAAUGAAAGAGUAAUGCAUAAAUCACAGAUAAGUAGCUGAAGUUUGUCAUAAAAUCUUUGAGGUGUCACAAGAUUGAUUUUGUAAAUAGCACUUUCUAUAAAUGCAUAGAAAAAGAAAAUAGAGAUAAAAAAAAACAAGGACUUAAUUCUUCAAGCGAUUUAGAGUGAGAGUGUGAAUUAUUUUCUUUUCAUCAUGUUGAUACUGUACAAUUAUUGCUUGUGUAUAACCAGUUUGGGGGGGGGUGUGUAUCUGUUUAAAGUUUUUUGUUUGAUCAUAUUUUGCUCUGUUUCUUUUUUCUUCUUAGUUCCUGUUAAUCUAUCUCUCUCUGUGUUUAUGCCUCGUUAUCACAGGGGAAACCCUUUUUCUUUUUUUCCAUUUGCUCUGUUGAGUGAAGAAUAGGUUUGUGAAAAUCAAAGUGUCCUGUCCAUACACGGGAUACUGAAGUGAAAUGAUUUCCUUUGUAUAUCUGCACAGCAUUUAAACAUGUACAUCCAUAAACUAUAUUAGCCUCGUUGGCCACACAAAUUUGGUUUUUAUCUUCUCUGAUUUUGAGGUAAUGAGAUUACAAGAAAAACAAAUAUGAUAGAAAUAAAAUCUUGUCUCCAAUGUUUUAAUGUUUUUUUUAACAUGUGGAGCAGAUCUCAGAAUCAAGCUUUUCUUUGCUCUUAUAUGAUGUCUACCAUUUUUUGUCAAAGACUGUGAGGUGAUAGCACAUGAAAUAGCACCUAAAGGGUCAUUUACUCUACAAGAGCACAUCAGCAUCUAAAUUAACAAAAAAUACACUUUCACUUUGGAGGAAUGGAAGAGUUUAAAUACUUGACGAGAGAGUCAUCUGAUUGAUGGAUAUUUCAAAGAAUGUCUAAUUUCUGUAGAGCAUUUUGGCAGAGAAUGAGCACUGGUAGCAUCCCAUCUUACUGCCUACAUGGGUCCAGUCCUCAGAACAGCUCCCUACAGUCAUGCAGUGACCAUUGUAAAUGUCAAAGUCAUAGAAAAUGUUUUAAUAGAAUUUAAAUUACUUUUUUUCAUUUGUCAACCAGUUGUGUAGUUUAAGGGGCCAAUUCACCCUAAAAUAAAACUUUUGUC
Messenger RNA from Myxocyprinus asiaticus (Chinese sucker), 3816 nucleotides. Its product is annotated as transmembrane 9 superfamily member 2-like. The record is from RefSeq and is a predicted model, not a curated record. Gene Ontology annotation, biological process: protein localization to membrane. The coding region runs from base 160 to 2427 and encodes 755 amino acids. Gene Ontology annotation, cellular component: membrane. The transcript is spliced from 18 exons. Lineage: Eukaryota; Metazoa; Chordata; Actinopteri; Cypriniformes; Catostomidae.